This is a messenger RNA of Musca vetustissima, 3270 nucleotides long. It is a transcript of the gene Oga, whose product is annotated as protein O-GlcNAcase. NCBI's taxonomy places the organism in Eukaryota, Metazoa, Arthropoda, Insecta, Diptera, Muscidae. The coding region runs from base 16 to 3261 and encodes 1081 amino acids. The transcript is spliced from 8 exons. Gene Ontology annotation, molecular function: beta-N-acetylglucosaminidase activity. The record is from RefSeq and is a predicted model, not a curated record. Gene Ontology annotation, biological process: glycoprotein metabolic process.
AAUAGAAGCCGACAAAUGAUAAACACAACAAGAAACUCGGAAGACUGUGCAUCAGUGGAUGCCACCAACAAGGAACAAAAGAAACCAAAUUUUAUAUGCGGUGUUAUAGAGGGAUUUUACGGCCGACCAUGGACUACGGAACAAAGAAAAGACUUAUUUAGGAAACUUAAAAAAUGGGGUAUGGAUUCGUAUGUAUACGCUCCAAAGGAUGACUAUAAGCAUCGUGCAUACUGGCGUGAACUUUACACGGUCGAAGAAGCAGAUCACUUAGCUGGUUUAAUAUCGGCCGCCAAGGAGCACGGUAUUACGUUUUAUUAUGCUUUAUCUCCCGGUUUGGACAUGACGUACAGCAGUCAAAAAGAGUUGCAGACCUUAAAACGUAAAUUGGAUCAAGUCUCUCAAUUUGGUUGUGAAGCCUUUGCACUUCUUUUCGACGACAUUGAAUCUGAACUGUCCAAGGGAGAUAAAGAGGUUUUUCAAACGUUUGCCAACGCUCAAGUCUCGGUGACCAAUGAAAUCUACACUCACCUGGGCAACCCGCGCUUUCUUUUCUGCCCUACCCAAUAUUGCAGUUCACGUGCUGUACCUACCGUACAUGAUUCUGAGUACUUGAAUACAUUGGGUUCAAAACUAAAUCAUGACAUAGAUAUCAUGUGGACUGGCGACAAAGUCAUAUCGAAAAUAAUUUCUGUAGAAUCACUGCAAGAGAUAACGGAAGUACUGCGACGUCCUCCAGUUAUUUGGGAUAAUUUACAUGCCAACGACUACGACCAGAAGAGGGUUUUCUUGGGUCCCUAUUCAGGUCGCUCGCCGGAAAUUAUACCACAUUUAAGAGGUGUUAUGACCAAUCCGAAUUGUGAGUUCCAUGCCAACACUGUGGCUAUUCACACGCUAGCCUAUUGGUCGCGUUGUGUACUCGAUUCCCGAGUGAAUAGUUCCAUAUCGGCUGACAUUAGGCUGGAGACUGAAAACGAUGAUGAGAAUGGUUCAGAUGAUUUGCCAGUGGAUUGCUGUUUGUCGAAGAAUAUCUAUCAUCCCCGAAUGGCAUUGAAAAAUGCCAUAUCCGAGUGGCUACCAGAAUUCUUCGUUGAAAAAGAGGCAUGGGGACCAAUUACAAAACCACAACCUCAAGUGACCCUUGUAAUGCCCAUCAUACCUAUUAUACCCUCCAUCAAUACGUGUAUGAGCUUAACGACAACAACUACGACAUCCACCAAUGCUAAAACACCCAAUGUCCCCCAAGUGAAUACAACGCAACUACAAGCCUUGGCUGAUGUGUGCAGUACCGUAAAUUCAUCCUCCGUGAAUCCUAUUUCCAAUGCGGUGAUGAAUUCGUUGGUGUCACCUACGAAGGUAGUAACCAACGAAGACAUCAUCAAUCCUAUUCCAACAUGUGUAGCAUCAAAUAUCGAGUUACCCAAGAAGAUACCUAUCUCCAUAGUGUCAGUACCAAUAAUGGUAUCGAAAGAGGUAAACAGCGAUAGUGAUGACAUGCGUGAUGUGGAUGAGAUUGCACCGGCUACAAAGGCUGAGGAAGUGCCGGUUAAACCGGAUACUUCCACUACUAGCGAUAAGGAAUUUUUACCCGAGGUCCCGGAGACUUUAAAAGACGAUAACAAAUUGGAAGAGGAUGUCGCAAUAGAAGAGAAACCCGGAGAUGCUGACAGUUCAGGUCUCUCAAUUGACGCAAUGACCGAUGACAACAACCUAAGCCCAGUCAGUGCUGGCAAUGAACCAAUGGAAUGCAGCAGUAGUUUAACCUCGCAAAUCUCCGCAAAAGAUGAGAACGGCAAAGCUGGGGCGGUAAAUGUCAACGAGGACGUUAUUAUGGCCGAAACAAGUUCAAAUAGCGAUAAUAUCAAUAAUACUAUGCAAGUUGAGAGCGUUGAGUCAUCCCCUAUAUCUAUAGCCGAGAUGACAGAAGUGGAAAAGUAUGUAGUUUGUUUGGAAUGCAUUGUGUGCCCAGCUAAUGACUUUUCGUCUAUUUAUAGGGUGCCUAUUGAAGCCUCUAAAAUUAAUGCAGAAGAUUUGUAUUUCCUUUGCGAUUUGUUCUAUUUACCAUUCGAACAUGGAUGUCGUGGCUUCAAAUUACUCAAUGAAUUCAAUUGGCUUAAGGCGAAUGCCCACGUCUUGUUGGAGGCAAAAUCAGCGAAAACUACUCCUGUCGCUGACGGCUCCACAAAACCUGAAGUGGCCGAGUGGUUACAGAAGGCCGAAUAUUUUUCAAAAUUAUGCAAAUCGGUGUACGAACUUUUACAGAAAGUUGCUCUGUGCGAAAAUAAGGAAAUAUGUCAUGACUUGUUUUCUUACGUCUGGGACAUUGCUGGGGCGUUGUCCCUUUUGGAUGCUUUUGUAAAGUGGCUUAGCUUGGGCCAUUUUCCGACCAACGUCUACGCAUACACCCAAGGAAGUUAUACAUGGUUCAGCAAAGGCUGGAAGGAAGCUUUUAUGUCGGGCGAUCAAGAGCCAUGGGUGUUCCGCGGCGGCCUAAUUGCUGAUUUACAAAGAUUAAUGCCUAUCGAUCAGGGCAACGACUUAUUUGUCUACAAAUUGCCUGAACUGCCAACCACAGAUUAUUACACAAUGCGCCCCUAUAGCGUAAUGGAUGAAGCUGCCGUUAAUAUGGUCUGUACCCAAGGUUUUCUGACAUUAUCCAUCCCAACAUCCGCCGAGGAGAAAGAUAUACCAUUACAUUUGAAUUCGAAGUUUACGGAUCUAAUUGCGGACAGUAUUAUUGGACCAUUUGUCACCUUACAUCCUGAAUUUUGUAUUGUGGCAACUGAUUGCACAAACAAAGUUGUAGGAUAUGCGGCUGCGGCACUGGAUUUCCAUGCGUUUGCCCGUAAUGUUCAAAUCUGCUGGAUACCCGAAAUGAAAGAGAAAUAUCCAGAGAGCUCGGAGGAAUUGGAAAUGUUUGACAUAGUGACACCUACAUCUCAAAAAGCCGGGGCAACUCUGCGCUCAAUGAUUAAGGAGUUCCAUGGCUAUGAACCGCAGUGUCCACCUGAAGUCAGUAGUUCUUAUCCGGCCGUAAUGACGUCUGCUGUAUUGGAAUCGUGCCUAAACCCAGACUACGGUGUUGCCAAGCGACUAAUUACCGUUCUUUUGGCAACAUUAAGGGCCAAUGGUUGCCUUGGGGUCCACAUACGAUUGUCGGCUAAGGAGGCUGGCAUGGAAUUGUUGCAAUACUAUGCACGACUUGGUUUUGCGGAAAUUUAUCGCGAUGGGCCAGAUUACAUUUACUUUGGACGUCGUUUCUAGCACCGCAAA